Messenger RNA from Anastrepha ludens (Mexican fruit fly), 1587 nucleotides. RefSeq names its product farnesyl pyrophosphate synthase-like. The coding region runs from base 166 to 1458 and encodes 430 amino acids. Gene Ontology annotation, molecular function: (2E,6E)-farnesyl diphosphate synthase activity; dimethylallyltranstransferase activity. Gene Ontology annotation, biological process: trans, trans-farnesyl diphosphate biosynthetic process. The record is from RefSeq and is a predicted model, not a curated record. Gene Ontology annotation, cellular component: cytoplasm. The transcript has 8 exons. Lineage: Eukaryota; Metazoa; Arthropoda; Insecta; Diptera; Tephritidae.
AAUAUGUAAUUUAGUAUUUUUUUACUACAAUUUGUAACUUCAUUCAAAUAUUUAUAUUUUAUAUAUAAAAUAAAGUUGCAAGAAACGGGAUUAGUUAAUAUUUGACUUGUGACAAAAAAAAACAAAAAUCACACGAAAUCACAAACGCAAUAAAUUGUUAGGAAAAUGAAAAUGCUUUCACUGAUGCGUAAAUGGUCCCAUAUGCCCUCAAGCAUCCCGGCAAGUGUCAGCGCCUGCUGUAUCAAUACAACAAAUGCAACUUAUUUCCAGCGCACCUAUUCAAAGACCUCGGGGACUGUAGAAGAUGGCACUCACAAUUCUGAGCUAUCUGCCAUUCACGCUGCUCGUCGAAAAAAUUUCGGUGGAUCGAUACGCGCUUUAUCAACAUUGGAGAGUCAUCAUCAUCCUUCAAGUGCAACUUGCUUGAAAAUGACGAAAGAUCAGAUCCGUGAAUUUAUGGCCGUCUAUCCAGAUAUUUUGCGUGAUCUUACUGCGUUAGCUGAUAAGUACGAUAGCAAAGAGGCAGCGGAAUGGUUUAAAAAGGCGCUGGAGUAUAAUUUGUCACUUACCAAUACAAAAAAUGGUCUAAUCACCGUUGUGACUUACAAAAGCUUAGUCAAGGGCGAUGAACUCACUGCCGAAAAAUUGAAAUUGGCUCUCAUACUGGGCUGGUGUAUUGAACUGCUGCAUUGCGCUCUCUUCAUUACCGAUGAUAUCGUGGACAACAGCACCAGACGUCGUGGCCAGCCAUGUUGGUAUAAAUUGGAAGACGUUGGCCUCAAUGCUGUCAACGAUGCGUUAAUAAUGGAAAAUGGCGUCUAUGAACUAUUGAACAAACAUUUUCGCCACUUGGACUGCUAUGUGCAUCUGAUGGAAUUGUUUCAUCACAACACCUUCAAAUGUAUGGGUGGACAGUCAUUGGAUAUGCUCAUUAGCAAACAGAAUAUCAGCACUUUCACUAUGGACACAUACAAUUCGAUCGUUGCGACUAAAACUUCUUGCAAUUUUCUCUACUUACCCGUAGCGCUGGGUUUGAGUUUGGCUGGAGUUAAAGACCAGAAAGUUUACGAUGAAUGCAAGGCGAUUACAUUUGAGGUGGGUGAUUACAGCCAAGCACAAAAUGAUUAUCUCGAUAGUUUUGGUAAUCCAGACUUCACUGGCAAAAUUGGCACAGACAUACAGACCAAUAAGUGCUCCUGGUUGGCGGUGAUGUGCAUGGAAUUGGCAAACCCGGAACAAAAGGCUAUCAUGGAGGAGUGUUACGGACAAAAUGAUCCAAAGAAGACUGCACGAGUUCAACAACUCUACGAGGAUAUGGACAUGCCCAGAAUCUAUGCCAAAUACGAAGAAGAAACAUACAACAGGAUUAAGAUGCGUAUUGAGAAUACAUCGGAGGAGGCGCUGCGUGAAGUUUUCUUGGAAAUACUAAACUUUGUCACUCUAAGAGGCAUCAAAUAAGCAGAACUGGCUUCGGCAAAAGAAAGGAAAUAAUUCCAUUAGGAGUAAAAAAUUAAAUUUUCUAUAUGUAAGAAUUUUACAUAAGUUGACACAUGGCAUUAUAUUUUUUCGAGAAAGUGGGAUUUCAUA